Molecule: messenger RNA, 1514 nt
Organism: Leptopilina boulardi
Lineage: Eukaryota; Metazoa; Arthropoda; Insecta; Hymenoptera; Figitidae
Gene: Tango9
Product: solute carrier family 35 member F6-like
Exons: 7
Coding region: 202-1350 (382 amino acids)
Biological process (GO): pyrimidine nucleotide-sugar transmembrane transport
Cellular component (GO): Golgi membrane; intracellular membrane-bounded organelle
Molecular function (GO): pyrimidine nucleotide-sugar transmembrane transporter activity
Source: RefSeq, a predicted model, not a curated record
UUCACUAACACACAGACAGACAAUGGAAGAGUGUGACUGUGAGUGAAAAAAACAUGUUCUAUCUGUCAAAAAAAGAAAAUUUAUCAGUGUAUUGAAGUUAUUGAAUUUAAAACAAAUGUUCUGAGUUAUUUUAGAGUUUUUUUUUCUUUUCUUUUAGAGUUUAUAUAUAAAAAUUAGAAUUUAAAUUUAAAGAAAUUAAUUAUGGCCUGGACACAUUAUCAAAAAGUCCUCGCCCUUCUUAUGGUGAUCACAGGAUCUUUUAAUACUCUUUCAGUCAAAUAUGCAGAUAAAUUAACAUCGAAGGGAAAAGAUGGACAAAUCAGACAUUUUACACAUCCAUUUAUGCAAUCUGCUUUUAUGUUUGUUGGUGAAAUGAUGUGUUUAUUAGUAUUUAAACUUGCAUAUUGUUACUAUAAUCGACAGGCGAAUGGCUCUGUUGAAACAAAUGCAUUAACAAAAGGCUCACGUGAUUUUAGUUCGAAAAUACUUGCAAUUCCCGCAUUUUGCGAUACAAUUGCAACAUCAAUAAUGUAUGUUGGCUUAACAAUGACAUAUGCAAGCAGUUUUCAAAUGUUACGUGGUUCCGUUAUUGUUUUCACUGGAAUUUUAUCUGUCGCAUUUUUAGAACGUAAAUUGGGAAUACAAAAAUGGUCGGGAAUUGCAUUAGUUAUAUUGGGAUUACUUAUUGUUGGUCUUGGCGAUUUUUUCACAAUGAAAAAUGAACAUAAAGGGACAAAUUCCGUUAUUACCGGCGAUUUACUUAUUAUUUGCGCACAGGUGAUAAUAGCGGCACAAAUGGUAAUUGAGGAAAAAUAUGUAACGAGCAAAGAUAUUCCGUCACUUCAAGCCGUUGGUUGGGAAGGAAUUUUUGGAUUUAUCGCCAUUUGUUUGGCGCUAAUUCCACUUAAUUAUAUUCACGCUCCUCCUCCAUUUGCGGACAAUUCAAGAGGAACAUUGGAAGAUACAGUCGAUGCUUUAGUUCAAAUUAAAAAUAACGGACGACUUUUUAUGGCGAUUAUUGGAAUUAUGUUUAGCAUAGCAUUUUUCAAUUUUGCUGGCAUUAGCGUUACCAAAGAAUUGAGCGCAACAACGCGAAUGAUUUUGGAUAGUAUCCGAACACUUGUUAUUUGGAUAAUUUCCCUUAUUUUAGGUUGGCAAGAUUUUCACUAUUUACAGCUCUUUGGAUUUGGAUUUUUAUUGAUUGGAAUGUGUCUCUAUAAUGAUGUUAUUAUUCCACAAUUGACAAGAAAAUGUAUUUGUCGAUUAUCGCGAUCAUUGCGAACACGAUCGCAAACUCAGGACGAGGAACAAAUUGUCAACACAGCCGCUGACGAUGUGGAAAAUCCUUAAUGAAAACUGACAUUAAAUUUUCUACGUUUUUUUCUACAUUUUUUCCUAUUUUCUUUUCUUUUCUUUUUUUUUUUUAAUUCUAAGUCUUCUAAUAAUACUUUAUACAUUUUUAUAUUAUCGACUAUUUUAUAUAUAAAAUAAAUUAUAUAUUUGAUAUAUAUAUA